UCUGCUAUACGCACUCCAGAGCUUUCCUCUUUCCGACUGUUCCUGUGCUUCUAUUGUUCCCCUCUAAAAUUCCUGAAAUGGGUGUCGAGAGCUCCUUAAGUUCCCAGGUGCUUCGCCUUGUCAUUGGCAUUUUGACUAUUCUUUCUUUGGAAGACUGGGUUGCAUCGGCGAGCUUGAAAUGUGGAAAUUGCAAGCCUGGCAAGUGCAGUGACGUCAUGAUAGGUUCGCUUUUCGGGAACGACUCUGAACCAUGUUUUUUCAUGAGACACCGUUGAAACUAGAACCUUUCUGGGGUGACUCUGUCGAUUAUCAUAAUCAAUCUUUUGGGUUGAUCUCAGAGUCAGAGAGAACGGGCAAUGCUUGUUUUGCUCCACCUGAGGAGUCUCCUAGACCGCCCAGUGCAGCACCUGAUACUGAUGUUCCCGGCAUUGUUUUGCUUUCCUUCCUUAAAUCCAAUCAGGGGCCUUUAUACCUAGCAUUUCUCCGUAAUUGCCGCAGCUUCCCCAUUUCUGAUUUUCCAAAUCCUCAAUCGACUUGCCCCUCUGUUGGCGCCAACCACUCUUUUGUCGCUCUUAUAAGUGGAAAAGAAGACCAUCUUAACCAGUCAGCGUGCGACAGUCCUGUUAUUAUUGUACCUGUAAAAUUAGCCAUAGAGCAUUCCGACCCAAAAAAAAUAGAAGAACUAGCCAGAGAGGAUAGUGAGAAAAUAGAAAAUAAUGACUCCGAUGAGAAGGGGGAGCACGGGAUUAGACUGAAAUGGGAUUUAACCUCCUGGGAGCAUUGUGUCAAAUGCCAAAAAAGUGGACGCAAAUGCGGGGGACAUGAUGGACGUUUUCGAUGCAGAAAAGGAAACGAUGCCCCUUUGAAGAUUGGAUUAGGUUGCGGAUUUGGUGCCUUGGCCAGUAUUUUUCUCUGUUCAUGCAUCUAUAUGAUCCGCCACAAACAACAGCAUUGCUUCUUAAUAUUCCGCUCAAGACACGCUUCUUCCGAUUCUUCCUUAAAAGCAGAUCUUGAAGUGGGCAAUGUAUACUUCGGGGUCCCCAUUUUCACCAACGCCGAGCUUGAAGAAGCUACUAACCAUUUCGAUUCUGCCCGGGAGCUCGGAGAUGGAGGUUUUGGAAUUGUGUACUAUGGCAAACUUCGAGAUGGCCGGGAAGUAGCUGUUAAGCGUCUAUUCGAGCACAACUAUCGGCGGGUGAAGCAGUUCAUGACUGAAAUUGAAAUCCUAACUCGCUUGCACCACAAAAACCUCGUCUCUUUAUAUGGUUGCACUUCGCGGCACAGCCGUGAACUCCUGCUGGUCUAUGAGUACAUCCCGAACGGCACAGUGGCCGAUCAUCUACAUGGGGAGAGAGCGAAGCAGGACCCUCUCCAGUGGCGUACUCGUAUUAGCAUCGCAAUAGAAACGGCCACCGCAUUGGCUUACCUUCAUGCAUGUGACAUAAUCCACCGUGACGUGAAGACUAACAACAUCCUCCUCGAAAAUAACUUUUGCGUCAAAGUAGCAGAUUUCGGCCUUUCUCGGCUGUUCCCCAACAAUGUGAGCCAUGUGUCAACCGCUCCUCAGGGGACUCCGGGUUAUGUGGACCCUGACUAUCACCAGUGUUACCAGCUUACGGAGAAGAGUGAUGUCUAUAGUUUCGGGGUAGUAUUAGUGGAACUCAUAUCGUCCAUGCCGGCAGUCGAUAUAAGCCGAGACAGGCAUGAGAUUAAUUUGGCCAACUUAGCAACUAGCAAGAUACGGAACCACGAGUUCUGCAAAUUGAUUGAUCCAAAUUUGGGGUUUGAGUCGGAUCCCGAAAUCAAUAGGAUGAUCAUGGCUGUGGCCGAGCUGGCUUUCAGGUGCUUGCAACAGGACAAGGACAUGAGGCCCUCCAUGGAGACUGUCCUGGAGGAGUUGAAGGCAAUUUCGAGUGGGACACAUGAGCCGGACAAGUCGAAGGAUGUGAGCUAUGAUAACAGCGCCGGUCGAAGCAAGAACCCGCCUCCUUCGCCAGAAUGUGACAAUGUGGGGCUGUUGAAGAAUAUGAAGUCGCCGACUUCACCUGUUUCCGUGAUUCAAAAAUGGGGAAGCAGCAGUAGUUCCUCUGCACAUAGUGGUUAACUUGUAGUCUUAUCAGUUCUCUCCUGCAAAUUUCCCUUCUCCUCCAUCUUGGCUUAAAGUUUGCUUGUAUUUGGUUAAUGGUUUCAAGUUAAUAUUAUAUAGAAUGCAGAUGAUAUAGCAGGCGAUCAAGUUUUCCAUUUUGGUCUUCAUUUUUCAGCUUGAACAUGUAAGCACUUCUGUUGAGGCUGCAGGAGGAUUUGAUGUAAAUACUACAUAGUAAGGAGCACUUUCCUAGAGUAUGAAUAAAG
Molecule: messenger RNA, 2352 nt
Organism: Eucalyptus grandis
Lineage: Eukaryota; Viridiplantae; Streptophyta; Magnoliopsida; Myrtales; Myrtaceae
Product: LEAF RUST 10 DISEASE-RESISTANCE LOCUS RECEPTOR-LIKE PROTEIN KINASE-like 1.1
Exons: 4
Coding region: 251-2104 (617 amino acids)
Biological process (GO): protein phosphorylation
Molecular function (GO): ATP binding; protein kinase activity
Source: RefSeq, a predicted model, not a curated record